Molecule: messenger RNA, 631 nt
Organism: Hydra vulgaris (swiftwater hydra)
Lineage: Eukaryota; Metazoa; Cnidaria; Hydrozoa; Anthoathecata; Hydridae
Molecular function (GO): DNA-binding transcription factor activity
Source: RefSeq, a predicted model, not a curated record
CGGAGACCGAGAAAAGGUAGGUGCAAGUUUCCAUACCGCAAAGUCAGGUGGUGUCUUAGAGUCCGCAAAACUCGUAAAUCUAUUUCGCAUAAUUAUUUUUUACAUGAAUAAUUAUUUUUUUGUUGGUAUAAUUAAAUUUAUUAAUAAUUUUGGCCAUGCUUUCUUGUUUGUUUUAUAAAGCCGAAAGGAUUAUAUUAACUUGAAGGAUUAAGUAGAAAAUAAUAACUGUAAAAUGGAUAAUAUUUCUUUUUCAUAUGAUAAGAUAUCGGGAGACGAUAAGAGUUUAAGUUUGUUACAAGAAUCUAAUCUCAUUAAUGAAGGAAAGUGGAUAUGUGCAGAAUCAUACGAGGAAAUACUCGCUUUAAUUCAAAACUAUGAAACAGAAACUGUGUCAAAGUUUUCAUGCUAUUCUGCUGACAAAAACUUUGGUAAUAUAGAAGCUUCUGUCAAACACCAUAAAAUAAGAUGGGAGGACGACUCUGUACCUUUUAAUGGUGUUCUAUUCCUGAUUGUAGGAAGUAAAGUCUUUGACUGUAUGCAUGGAAGAGAUAGAAAAGUAUCUUUUAAAGAAGAAUAUAAAAUGCGUUGCAAUGAUAGAAAGUUUGAUAAAGAUUAGACCUAAGUAAGUAUC